Symbiodinium pilosum is the source of this 1584-nucleotide messenger RNA. The record is from the annotation of a GenBank genome assembly. NCBI's taxonomy places the organism in Eukaryota, Dinophyceae, Suessiales, Symbiodiniaceae.
AUGGAUUUCCGAAGGUUGGAGCUCUCUCUGGUUGCCGCAUCCGCCGCGUCGUCAAUGUGGACGAAUUUAUUGGGUCAGGCUGACGCUAGUGACCAGCAGCAGUCAGACACCCUUUGGCUGACAAAGGCUCGCGUUUCAACCCCUGGGCGAGACCUGCCUAUUCCGCGACUUUCCGCAGCCUUGGACACACAGCUGGAAGAGGAUGGCCCAAUUCAAGUCGCUGAGCAGGCGCAUUUCCGGAGCGAGUUGACCGUUGUCUACGACUGCUGGCAGCCAGGGGAGGCACGUGUAGAGCUCUACCUGACAUUGGCGGCUGACCUGGAAGGCAACCGGAGUCAAGAGAUAUGUAUGACCUGGACCAAGAUCUGCCGCUUAGGCUUUGAAGGGCUCGUCAUUCGCCACGGGGAGUACAGCGAGUGGCUCAUUUAUCCAGCCCCAAACAACAGCCAGACAGUGACACCACCGCUUCUCGACACAGAUGGAACUGCCGAGGAUGUCACCAAGCUGCAGCUUUCCUCCCCAGAAGGAACCAUGCGAUUGCAGCUGCCCACGGUCAGCAGCUCUGAUGACAAGCUCUUGAAAGUAGACAUUCGGGGCGUCGCCGUGACAAUGAAUCAAGGCGAGCAGUUCCUGGAAGUAAGCAGCGAGCCUACUGAAAUUUCGGUCAUCUACACUUGCCAGGGAGCUGGCGUGGCAGAUGUGGAGUUGGGAUUAUGGCAUGCCGUGAUCACAUCAGCUCAUGCUGCAGAAGGUUUUCAUCUGCACUGGCGUAAGCAGUGUGGUGAGGCUGUCUAUAAGUUCAUGGACAUCUUUCUUAAAAGCGACCUGAACAUGACCAAAGUACAGGCUGUCUCACAUGGGCGCGCGCUGCCAGGUUUCGAGCCUCGCUGCCGAAACCAGAGCAAGAGCAGCCACCCUGCCGUGGAUGGGGUCAGCCCCAAGGUGCCAUCUCCCGCAUGCGGCCAUCAGCAAUCCGCGCUUGAGGUCUCCGCAAAAGAAAGUAAAACCUCCAUCGAGUUGCGCGUGGAUCCAGAGGGCUUGGUCCUGCCUCCAGCAUUACAACACCAGCCAGACAUGUCGUUUGACCAGCGGAUCGUGAAAGCUUUUGUGGGAAGGAUGCCGGAGGCCUUCUCGCGCACUGGCCGGGGUAAGGUUCCGUGCACGAAUUGCGGCGCUGACUCCUCGCUCCGUGGUGCCACGCCAAAGGCAGCAUCGCAGAGCAUGGUCGUAAAAUAUAUUUGCCAUAAGCAGGGUGUCAGCCCCAUCAUGGUGACUGUCUACCUGGAGGGGUACAAGCCUAUCGACUUCUCCUGGCAGAAGCGCUGUCAGGAGCCAAAGAAGCCACGAGUUGGGAAGGCACUGACAGCACCCCAGGCCAUGACCAUGGCCUUCUUGGUCUGUGGAGUCAUUGGCCUCAUCGUGUGCAUGGUUUGCCUCUUCUGCAGCACAGACUCCAAGGAGAAGGACAAGCUUUUCCUCGGCAAAGGACCCAGCAGGAGAAGCCGGAACAUUGAGUUCAGUCGCUUGGGUCCCGAUUCAGAAAGAGUUGGCGCUGGCUCAGACGAUGAGGUGGUCUUCCACUGA